AUGGCAGACCACUCGAUUGCUGAGGUCCUCACCUUCCCGACAGACCCUGCACAAUUCGACAACGACGACCGGAUCUCCUUCUCCAGGCUUGACAACAAAUACAUCGCCGUACAAGAGUCAGAUGGCACCGAGUUCGAGUUCGACGCGCAGUUGAAGCGAUGGGUACCUGUCAUGGACGAGGCUGAGGAGGCCCUCAUACAACAACAGCAGAGCGCAUAUGGCAGCAUUAACGAUGCUUCGUACGGCGACGGUGACGCCCAAGUAAGCAAUGGCAGAAAGAGAAGGCGAGAUGACCUCGAGGACCAGGACAAUAACAACAACGACAACGCCGCCGCCUCUUCUUCGAACGGCAGGCGGAAGAACAAGAAACAAGCCAGCCAACCCAAGCAGCCGCCCCAAAACAGAGCCGUCUACGUGACAGGUCUACCCCUCGACGUGACAGUCGACGAGGUGGCCGAGGUCUUUAGUCGCAAGUGCGGCGUCAUCGCCGAAGAGAUCGACAGCGGGCGGCCGCGGAUCAAGCUGUACGCGGAUGCCGCAGGAAACUUCAAGGGCGACGCGCUCGUGGUCUUCUUCAAGCCCCAGAGCGUCAACAUGGCCAUCAUGCUGCUGGACGACACACACUUCCGGUACACAGAGUCCGGGCUCGGGUCAGGCAAGAUGCGCGUGCAGGCUGCCGACACCAGCUACAAGAAGACACAGCAGCAGCAACCGGUCGACGGGGAGGGAGCGGGCGGUGAGGGCGCACAGCAACCACACCAAACGAACAACGGCAGAGGCGGGCCUGGCAACAAUAGCAAGGACCGGGAGAAGGUGAUCAAGAAGACGCAGAAACUCGAUGCGAAGCUGGCCGACUGGUCAGACGACGAGCCGGCGUAUAUCCCUCCCGAGCAGCGCACGGGUAAAAGAGACAAGAUGGUCAUCCUGAAGCACAUGUUUACCAAGGCAGAGCUCGAUGAGGACCCCGCGGCGCUGCUGGAGAUCAAGGAGGACAUACGCGACGAGUGCGAGAAGCUGGGCGAGGUCACAAAUGUGGUGCUGUACGAUCUCGAGCCGGAGGGUGUUGUCAGUAUCAAAUUCCGGAAACCCGAAGCAGCAGACGCCUGUGUGCAGUUGAUGGACGGGCGGAGCUUUGGUGGCCAGAGGGUCGAGGCAUACAUACCCACUGGCAAGCUGAAGUUCAAGAAGUCCAGGGACAAUAAUGAUGACGCUAGCGAUGAGGAGGACUGA
This is a messenger RNA of Cryphonectria parasitica EP155, 1230 nucleotides long. RefSeq lists its product as uncharacterized. Gene Ontology annotation, biological process: mRNA splicing, via spliceosome. The transcript has 2 exons. Gene Ontology annotation, molecular function: RNA binding. The record is from RefSeq and is a predicted model, not a curated record. The coding region runs from base 1 to 1230 and encodes 409 amino acids. Gene Ontology annotation, cellular component: U2 snRNP; U2-type spliceosomal complex. Lineage: Eukaryota; Fungi; Ascomycota; Sordariomycetes; Diaporthales; Cryphonectriaceae.